Molecule: messenger RNA, 1456 nt
Organism: Pocillopora meandrina
Lineage: Eukaryota; Metazoa; Cnidaria; Anthozoa; Scleractinia; Pocilloporidae
Source: the annotation of a GenBank genome assembly
AGAAUUAAAAAACUUCAUUGUAAUACAGUGGAUUUUUGCGGAGAUAAAGGAAUGUGUGUGGUUCACGAAGACCUUCCUAGCACUCCCCUCUGUAAAUGCCUGAUUGGAUACGUGUUAAACGACAAGCAAAUGUGUGUCGGUGAGUCACCAUGUGGGGCUGUAAUACUAACUUAUUGACUGAGUGGGGGAGGGGAGGGUCGUACGAGAAAAAAUCUGGCUAAAGGUAAGAAUCGAGAGUCAAAACUUUUCUUGUUCAGCCCAACCUAACUCAGCCAUUAGGCAUUUUAUCGCGCGCGACCGUUGCUCCUCCCUCAUCCUUCUUUUUGCUCGCUGUUCGCGGGGCCUUGUGGCUUUUUUCAGCCCUGCGGCCAACAUGCGGAAUUUUGUCUAAGGGUUUUCUCCGAAUUUUAAGGCGAAUUACAAACAAUCUAAAGCUUUCUUUUUGCGGCGCGCUGAAUGAAACGUUUAAAAAGGACUAACUAUCGUUGCCGUUAUUUUUCAUUAUUCUUAUCACUUGUCUGUUUGAUAUUGUAAAGAAAAAUUCUAUCUUGGUCACUUGGAGUACUUACAGGGUUGAGGAAGAUAAUUUAAAGAUCUGAACGGGUAAAAUCUUACAGUGCAGAGAUUCGUUAAGGAUUAUGGCCUUAAUUCUUAUGUUUCAGCGUCAAACAUACCAUGUACAGACGACAAAGAUUGCUCUUCUAAGGCCAAGUGCGAUCAUGGACUAUGCGUUUGUCAAGGAAACCGAGUGGGAAACGGCCGCGAAUGCAGAGGUAACCAGUCAAGUAGACAAAGAAGAGCAAUGUACUGAUGCUCAUCGUCGAGUCUCUGAUGCUCAGUGCUGCAUUGCGUCAGGGCGGGUAAUCCGAGGGUCUGAGGUUUAAUUCUGCAUGGGGAAUAUUUCCCUAGUCUCACUUUUAUGACAUAACGAUAAAACAUCUCUCUCAUUUAUCAAGAUAACGUUCUCCAUUUCGAGUCUCAUGAGGAAAGAAAUGUGAAUUUUGCAUUUUGUAGACGCCAAGCCAUGCACAGGGAAGCAUAAUUGUCUCGGAAGUAGUAAGUGUCUCGUUGAUCCAGUGAUGCCAAAAGAGAAACUCUGCAAAUGCCCACCGAAUCAAGUUCACCAGGUUGCCUCUAACAAAGAAUGUGUCGGUAAGUUCACUUUUUGAUUGAUAUAAUUAAUUUAUACUUGGGCUUUUAGAGAUAUAUGGGGAAGGGUACAGUGCUCUGAGGCCAGAGAAUUUAAUUGUCGAAAGUUGGGAACCAAUCUGAGGAAGUUUUGAUUAAUGUGUAUCAAUAUUUAAUACCUGAGAAAGGGACAUUUCCUUAAAUCCAGCUAGAAGGCCGGUUUUCCUUUUUUUUUAACUUCAACAAUGCAAUCUUGCCUAAACUUUCAGUUCGUAUUUAUAUUUUUAACAAAGGGCCUGUUCACAUGGAGGUGGGGGACCCCAGGUAA